CGGGGGCGGGCCAGGUCAGCCCAGCCCUCCGCAGCCGGAACGCGGGAACGCGGAGCGACGGGAAGGCCGGACCUUUGAGAGGGGUACCGCGGGCCGGACCGCCAAGGGGCGCGCGCCAGGAAGCAGCGGGUCGACUGCCAGAGGGGCCAUGGCCUUAGCAGCACUGGGAGUUUCCGCUCGCGCUCUGCGCUCGCGGAGUUGGCUUCUGGGAACUUGGCAGACACAGAUUAGAGACACCCACCAGCGAGCUUCAUUUUUGUCCUUCUGGGAGCUCAUUCCCAUGAGAGCAGAACCUCUGCGAAAGAAGAAAAAGGUAGAUCCUAAAAAAGAUCAAGCAGUAAAGGACCGGUUGAAAAAGAGGAUCAGACGACUGGAGAAAGCUAGCCAGGAGCUAAUUCCCAUUGAAGAUUUUAUUACACCUGUGAGGCUCUUGGAUAAAGCAAGACAGCGGCCUCACGUGGAGCUUCCCUUUGAGGAGAGUGAACGGAGAGCUCUGCUCCUGAAGAAGUGGUCUCUGUACAAGCAUCAAGAGCAUGAGAAGGAGAGGGAUGCCAUCAGGUCCAUGGUUGAGUCCCAGCAGGAAGCUCUGCAGGAGCUGCAACUCAUGUCCCCAGAGCUACAUGUGGAGGCCACCAAGCGGGACCCCAAUCUGUUCCCCUUUGAAAGAGAAGGGCCAGAUUACACGCCACCAAUCUCCAACUACCAGCCCCCUGAAGGCAGAUACCAUGAUAUCACCAAGGUGUACACACAGGUGGAGUUUAAGAGGUAGAGCGGCGGCACCUGUCUGCAGAACACACUGCCCUUUAGAACCAGAAUGACCAGGGCUCAAGCCUGCUUGUCACAGAGUCAGGCAUGCUGUGAAUAAAUAAUGUUUAAUCAAG
Molecule: messenger RNA, 881 nt
Organism: Mirounga angustirostris (Northern elephant seal)
Lineage: Eukaryota; Metazoa; Chordata; Mammalia; Carnivora; Phocidae
Gene: MRPL40
Product: mitochondrial ribosomal protein L40
Exons: 4
Coding region: 149-769 (206 amino acids)
Cellular component (GO): mitochondrial ribosome; mitochondrial large ribosomal subunit
Source: RefSeq, a predicted model, not a curated record